UUUUGAACCUGUGAUCAUGCUAGGUGAUGCGGAGCCGGACUGGGGAUUCUUCCAAUUCGCUGGGACAAAGGAAAUUCUUCGGCAAGGAAAACAGUGAAGUGUGAAAAGAGAUAUUUGGGAUUUUAUUUUUUAACACCUCACAGCCAGACGACUUGUCAGGACUACGGUGAUGUUUUCUUCUCUUUUUUUCCUCCUGUCUUUUUUGCCAGAGAUUUAACGGAGGACACACAAUUAAGAGCAAGCAAGGGGCACUGACAUCUAGCUAACGGAUAGUGGGUAAGCGCAAACACAUAUAAAUGUUUGACACAUGAAGAUCUUCCACACACGCCGCUGAAUCAUGGCCGAGAACAUAUCCGACACACGGAACAACCGAUUAAAAGGGUAAAAGGACUGGAUACGAUAGCAGGAGGACCGCUAAUUCUUUGCUCAACACGAACCGGAUGGGGCCUGCACCAUACCAGACAGCAUGACGCAGUACUUCAGAGCCAGCAACCGUCAUAAUUCUGAAGACACAAGCCGUGGCUAAUGGAUUACUACAACAAUCUAAAGUAGCAGGACAAGAGCACAGAUAAAACCAUUCUCCUCUUCCCCAAACAAGGGUGACGUGAUACAGCUGAUGGGAAGGAGGAGGGGGGUCACUUGUAAGCUGUUGUUGCCACCGCACACCUCCCUCCUGUUAACGGCCCCCACCCCUUCCCUGUCCUGAGGGAGCCCUGUGAACAUGCUGGCAAAGCCUGCGGGGACCUCCAGAGCAGAGUGCCUUCUCUUCCUCUUCCACUCGCAGCCCGGUCAGCCAGCCCGAGCCCUUUCCCCCGCGUCAUGUCCCAGAGAGACCAGGUGUCCCUGCUGCUGCUGCCCAACGCCUCCGACCCCCUGGACUCCAACGCCUCCCUGGUGGAGAGCGCUGACGGAGAGGAGCCUCUGCCCCUGCGCUGGGCCUCGCUGCUCAUCCUGCUGGUCAUCAUUCCCACCAUCGGGGGGAACAUCCUGGUCAUAAUGGCCGUGUCGCUGGAGAGGAAGCUGCAGAACGCCACUAACUACUUCCUGAUGUCGCUGGCCGUGGCGGACUUGCUGGUGGGCCUCCUGGUGAUGCCUCUGGCCCUGCUGAGCGUGCUCUUCAACUCAGACUGGCCACUUCCCGAGUUCCUGUGUCCCAUUUGGCUCUUCUUGGACGUGCUCUUCUCCACUGCCUCCAUCAUGCACCUCUGUGCCAUCUCCCUCGACCGGUACAUAGCCAUCAAGAGGCCCAUCCAGCACAGCCAGUACAAGUCCCGUGCCAAGGCCAUGGCGAAGAUUGCACUUGUGUGGAUCAUAUCGAUCGGAAUUGCCAUACCGAUUCCAAUCAAGGGCCUGAGAAUCUUCCAUCACCCAAACAACAUCACCUUCAACCAAAACCACACUUGUUUGCUCAAGCAGGACAGCUUCAAAGAUUUCAUCAUGUUUGGAUCGCUGGCAGCUUUCUUCAUACCACUCACUGUAAUGUUGGUCAUAUAUCUGCUGACCAUCCAGGCCUUGCGCAAAAAGGCCUACUUGCUCAGGUCACGGGUGACUCAGCGCUAUUCUAGGCCCACCAUCUCCACAGUGUGCCAGCGUGAUCAACCCAACUCUUCUCCAUCAGACUCCACCAAACUAGCCAUGCUAGAAGGGGUCAAGAGAAACCGAACUGGUAGCCCCCAAAACCCCUUCACGGGGCAGGACAUCCCUAUGCGGAGACUGUCAACCAUGGGUAAAAAAUCCAUGCAGAACAUCAGCAACGAGCAGCGGGCAUCAAAGGUGUUGGGUAUAGUGUUUCUGCUGUUUGUAGUAAUGUGGUGUCCUUUCUUCAUCACAAAUGUAACGGCAGUAUUCUGCAAGAGCUGUGACAUUAAGGUGGUGGGUCGGCUCAUGGGUAUUUUCGAGUGGAUUGGCUAUGUUUCCUCCGGAGUCAACCCCUUGGUUUACACGCUUUUCAACAAGAACUUCCGCGAGGCGUUUGCCCGCUACAUCACCUGUAACUACAGCGGCGGGCCCAGGCCCCCGAAAGUGCAGCAAAAGACCCUGACGCGGAUCUCUUUCCGUUCCUCCGUGGCUGAGAACUCAAAGCUCUUCAUGAAAAAUGGAAUGAAGAAUGGCAUCAGCCCAGUGAACUAUCAGAGCCCUCUGCGGAGGAGAUCGGCACCGAUCCAGUCCUCUACCAGCGUGUUGCUGGACACUUUGCUGCUCACAGAAAACGAUGACGGCAAGCCGGAUGAAAAUGUUAGCUAUGUGUGACCUUUUCAACUGGAUGUCACUAGACACAACAAGGGACAGUCAGUAAAUACUGUGGCUUCCUAAGAACCUGACUGGCAAAAAAGCUCUACUAAUAGGUGGAAGUAUGAUCUGGUAAUAUCAAGCCUAAUGAGUUGACGAGGCUGAAACAGGACCCCAUAAUGGAUGCCAGCAGUUGUUGGACUAAAAGAAAGUGUGGACAUUCAGUUCAUCUUUAUUCUAUAACCCAACUUGCUUGCUCUAUAUGUUGACCCAACUUGCUAGCUCUCAAUAUGUUGACAAGUCAAGCAUGGGGGAAAACACAGCAUGGAUCAUUUGAGCCUUCUAUGUACACAUGUACAACUGUUCUUGAAUGUCACCUGGUUUUACUGAAAAGAUGAAAGACUACGUUUUUUGUGCCAAAUAAGCAAAAGAUUUAUAAUUUGCCCUUACAGUCUGAUUUUUUAUGUUUGGAGAAAAAAUGCCAACCAAUGAUUGUAGAUGCUAAGUGAGACAAAGAAAUCUGUGGGCAGACUUUGGUGUCCUUGCCAAAUAAAACAAAUAAAGGUUAGAGACAGACACAUUUCAGCAUUCAUAGAGAACAACCUUGAAAAAUAUGCAAAGCUGGGUUUGCCAUAACACAGACGUAUCUAUUAUUAAUGACUGUUUACUUAAGUUUUCAUAAUGAACUGUCAUGAAUACAACAGUGAGAAAAAUACUACACCUCAAACCAGAUUUUCAUUCCUCUACUUUUGCAACAAUGUGCAAGAGCUAGAAUCAUAAGGCCAUGGUAAAGAUAUCUGAAUGUAGGUGAGUGGACUUACUAACAACCAAAAACACCUCAAACAUCCAUCAUCGGAUUUGUGCAUGAGCCCAUAAUGGCUAAAGCUAGUAAUAAAAUCUCAACCAGCCUUUCUGUGAUUAAUCACCUUUCACGAAUGCAUCCCAAGUAAAAUCCAUCAGAAGGACACCAAAU
Messenger RNA from Sardina pilchardus (European sardine), 3202 nucleotides. It is a transcript of the gene htr2b, whose product is annotated as 5-hydroxytryptamine (serotonin) receptor 2B, G protein-coupled. The coding region runs from base 820 to 2250 and encodes 476 amino acids. NCBI's taxonomy places the organism in Eukaryota, Metazoa, Chordata, Actinopteri, Clupeiformes, Clupeidae. Gene Ontology annotation, biological process: regulation of behavior; vasoconstriction; heart development. Gene Ontology annotation, molecular function: neurotransmitter receptor activity; G protein-coupled serotonin receptor activity. The record is from RefSeq and is a predicted model, not a curated record. The transcript is spliced from 4 exons. Gene Ontology annotation, cellular component: plasma membrane; dendrite.